AUGAAGAAAUAUGCGAAAAAGCCUGUAGAGCAGGAACAGCCAGAGAAACUAUCAGCUGUCGAAGAACUGAGGUUAUUGAAAGAAGCUCUAGCAGCAGAAAGUAAAGAUAGCUCUGAUUCUGGAGGAUCAAAGGGAGCCAGCGACGAGAACACAUUCGAUGAAGAUGCCGAUAAAGAAAGGCGUCGUAAACGACUAGAGCGUAACACACGGAUAGGAGGAAUAAUCCUUCUUGGAGGCAGCGUUGCUGGUCUUGUAGCCUUCUGUUUAUACUAUGGACGCAGCAAACGCGACGAAUCUGGAAAGGUCAUCCCUGACGAAUUUACUGGCUCAUGGUUGGCACCUUUCUACCGCAUCGCUAACAGCUUCCGUUUAUGGAGGGAUUUUGUUGUUGAACCAGCUAGAGAGCAGCUCCUUCCCGAUCCACUCCCUCAUCCUUAUAUUCAACCAAGAUACACUCUAGUAAUUGAAAUGAAAAAUGUUUUGGUACAUCCCGAUUGGACAUACAAAACUGGCUACAGGUAAUU
Messenger RNA from Strongylus vulgaris, 524 nucleotides. NCBI's taxonomy places the organism in Eukaryota, Metazoa, Nematoda, Chromadorea, Rhabditida, Strongylidae. The record is from the annotation of a GenBank genome assembly.